CCUGUCAAGUGCCCUGUUGGGUCCACGCGGGGAGGGGCUGGCCAGAGCCCCUGUCCCUUGGUUUCCUGGGGGUUUGUGUCCCCCACCUCCUGGACCGGCUUCUUGCAGCAUUUGCCAUCUCCCAGGGAGGCACGUGCAGAGCCACGAGCCUGGGCCACUUCCCUUCUCGGCCUCCCUCCCCGGCCUCCCUCCCAGCGUCCCGCCCGCCCGGUCAGGGGAGCCGCAGAAGGGCCUGCAGCCACAGUGGCUGGGGUCAGACCCAGGCUCGGGCCGAGGCUACAGCAGCCAGAGAGCUGAAGCGCGGCAGCAUGGCGCGCGGCUGCCUGCAGGGCAUCAAGUACCUCAUGUUCGCCUUCAACCUGCUCUUCUGGCUGGGUGGCUGUGGAGUCCUGGGCGUUGGCAUCUGGCUGGCCGCCACACAGGGGAACUUUGCCACCCUGUCGUCUUCCUUCCCGUCCUUGUCAGCCGCCAACCUGCUCAUCGUCACCGGCACCUUCGUCAUGGCCAUUGGCUUUGUGGGCUGCAUUGGGGCCCUCAAGGAGAACAAGAGCCUGCUGCUCACGUUCUUCGUGCUGUUGCUGCUGGUGCUCCUGCUGGAGACCACCAUUGCUGUGCUUUUCUUUGCCUACACUGACAAGAUUGACAGGUAUGCCCAGCAAGACCUGAAGAAGGGCCUCCAUCUGUACGGCACACCAGGCAACGUGGGCCUCACCAAUGCCUGGAGUAUCAUCCAGACGGAUUUCCGCUGCUGUGGUGUCUCCAACUACACCGACUGGUUUGAAGUGUACAACGCCACGAGGGUGCCCGACUCGUGCUGCCUGGAGUUCAGCGACAGCUGCGGGCUACACGCGCCAGGCACCUGGUGGAAGGCGCCAUGCUACGAGACAGUGAAGGCCUGGCUCCAGGAGAACCUGCUGGCCGUAGGCGUCUUCGGACUGUGCACGGCCCUGGUGCAGAUUUUAGGCCUGACCUUCGCGAUGACCAUGUACUGCCAGGUGGUGAAGGCGGACACCUACUGCGCGUAGCCCACAGCCUCCUUGCUUCUCUGCCAAAGGACACUGCCACCAAGGAGACGGCCGCCUCCAGGCCUGCCUCGCCCGCGGCCCACGCCGGCGCUCUGCCGGACACAGGGCAGACCUGGGCUUGGAGCCCUCGGAACCCUCGUCCUCGGAUCCGGGGUUUGGCUUGAGCGACCCCAGGGGAGGGGGUGGCCGAGUGCUGCCCACAGCAGCGGCCGAGGCUGAAGGGGCGUCGACACCUUGCGUAGAUCCAUGUAUCACCAGAGCUGCGUUCGUGCGGGGGGGCGGGAGCGGCCCACCCUCAGGGCCCCCACGGGCCCCGGUGCUCCAGGUGGGGGCGGGCCCCCCAUCCACAUUCCAUACCAGACCACCGUCCCAGGUGCAUCAUAAUAAAGUGUGCGAGCAGCA
This is a messenger RNA of Perognathus longimembris pacificus (Pacific pocket mouse), 1427 nucleotides long. It is a transcript of the gene Tspan4, whose product is annotated as tetraspanin 4. Bases 309 to 1025 code for a protein of 238 amino acids. The transcript is spliced from 8 exons. The record is from RefSeq and is a predicted model, not a curated record. Lineage: Eukaryota; Metazoa; Chordata; Mammalia; Rodentia; Heteromyidae. Gene Ontology annotation, cellular component: membrane.